AUGCCUGCUAUAUCCAAGACCGGUCCUUCGUUGUUUCUCGGGAUCGAGCUCGGGGUUGACCAGCUUCGCGCAUCCAUCGUGGACGACACCCUCGAGCUCGUGGGUGUGGAAAGCGUCGAUUUUGAUUCCGAGCUGCCAGAAUACCAGACCCAGGGUGGGAUAUUCACGACGCCUGGAGAGGCAUACACGACGCCCGUAGAGAUGUGGCUUAAAGGCCUCGAUACUCUCUUUGAAAAGCUUCACCGCAAUUACGACUUGACGAAAAUAAAAGCCAUUGGAGGCGCCGCCCAGCAUGCUCUUGUCUGGUGGAAGUCCACCGCUGUGCCGUCCUUUGCAUCGCUAGACCCUCACACUACGUUACACGCUCAAUUCCCUGCGCAACUGUUUUCUCUCCCAAACACACCGAUUGCUCAAGACACGUCGUCGCAGACGCAUGGUCUAGCUAUUGAGGCGCUUCUGGGCGGUCCAGAUCAUAUGGCCGCGCGUGUCGGAAUCGCAUCUAACGCCUCAAUGGUUGCAGCUCAGCUACUGCGGAUCCGCGAAACCUGGCCAAAGGAGGUCUGGGAACGAACCGGGCGGAUACAGCUCGCGAGCGCGUUUCUUGCCAGUAUAAUUACUGGUAAAUGGGCCAACAUGGGCGAGGCUGAAGCAUGUGCGACGGGAGCUUGGGUACAUGGUGCUAAUCACAAUGUGCACAACUCCCCGCACCCAGCGGGCCAAGGGUAUUGGGAUGAGGGUGUUUUGGAGAUUGUGGGAGGAAGCCAACAGGAGGGGAGACGAGUGAGAGGGUGGCUUGGUGAUGUUGACGUUUCUGGUGGAUCCAGGAAGGUCGGGAAUGUGUCAAGAUAUCUGGUUGAACGUUACGGUUUCGAUCCAGAAACUGUUGUUGCGCCAUUUACAUCCGAUUUUUUGGCGUCAUACCUCUCAUUGCUCCCAUCUACCGGAGAUGCUGUUCUUUCUUUUGGGCCUAUGGAUACAUUACUCACCCCAGCACAACACUAUAUUCCUACUCGUCUUUAUAAUCUAUUCCCACACCCUGCUCAAGAUGCCAACGAGAAACGAAAAUACAUUGCCGUCUUAAGCAGUAGAAAUGCUGAUGUGCCUCGAGCUCUUGUACGUGACAUGUACACGAAGAGCUGGAGUGCUUUUGAUCGUCUGGUGGCCAUCGUUCCUCCAGGUGGAUCUAUUGGACUGGACGACAAGCUCUUUAGCUUCUGGCACCUCCAACCAGAUGCUUACCCUUACGCCCGCGUCAAAGGUAUCUACCGCUUUGAGACUGGAAUCAAAGUCAACGAGUUCCGGGACCUUCGCGCGAACCCGCGCUGCCUCUUGGAGAGCCAGAUUCUUUCCUUCCGUGUGAAAUGGUCACGGAUGAUCGCCACCGGCGUCCUGGGCUCAUCGCGCAAGGCAAGUGUGAGCCCGACACCGCCGCUCUCAGGGCGUAACAGCAGCUCGGGACUGUCGAGUCUUGGCCUAACAUUCGAUCCCUACGACCACACGCCGCUGCCUACACGCGUCAUCGCUACGGGCGCGGCGACCAACUUCCCUAGUAUGGCCAAUCUCGUCGGGGACAUCUUCAACGCGCCGGUGUUCGUGCCGCUCACACAGAUUGACUCGGCGCAGGUCGUGCCGCACCGCAACGCGCCUGUGCAGGGCUACCCAAGCCGUGGUGCGCUUGGUGGUGCGUAUGUUGCUCGCUGGGUAUGGAGUAAGGAGUGGGGGACCAGUGGGCUUGGGGUGUUUGAGGAUGAGAUGAGGCGGUUGUUGGGUAAGCGCUGGGUUGCGACCGGCGGUGCACUCCUCCGUACGAAUGUGAACGGCGCGACGAGUGUGAUUGCGCCGUUGGCCGGUACUGGUGGGACCGGGAGCGGCGCGAACAGUGGGACGAGCACACCGUAUGGACACCCUGGCCCGCGCUCGGCGCUGGGCAGCACGGUGUUGGAAGAGGAGGAGGACGAUGAUGAGGAGCAGGAGAGGGCGAUGAUGGGGCUUAGAAACCCGGGUGUGAUUGGCGCUGGGAUGUAUGGCGAGAACGGGCAGCAGCCGCGGAUCCGCACCCAGACGGCUGAUACCUUUUCGAGCGGUGCGAGCUCGGUGUUGGGUGCAGCGUCGGCGUCGUCGGCGUUCACGACACCUGAUCUUGGGUUGGGAAAUUUGGGUGUGAUGGGUGGACCGCCUGGACUCGGCGGUGCGGCGGUGGCGGGCUCAAAUGGAAACACGGGCGCGGUGACACCGACGACCCCGACGCCCCUCACGCCUGUAGUGGCGAUGCCGACGGCGGAGGCAGAGAUGCAGAUUGGACUGGCGAAGGUGGCAGAGUCGGACAUUGACUCGUUCAUGACCUACGCCGCUAUCGUCCCCGAAUUUUCACGGUUGGAGACGAUGGUGGUCAAAGGAAUCGUCUGA
Messenger RNA from Psilocybe cubensis, 2406 nucleotides. RefSeq lists its product as uncharacterized. Gene Ontology annotation, biological process: xylulose metabolic process. Bases 1 to 2406 code for a protein of 801 amino acids. The transcript is spliced from 7 exons. NCBI's taxonomy places the organism in Eukaryota, Fungi, Basidiomycota, Agaricomycetes, Agaricales, Agrocybaceae. The record is from RefSeq and is a predicted model, not a curated record. Gene Ontology annotation, molecular function: D-xylulokinase activity. Gene Ontology annotation, cellular component: cytosol.